AUGGUCGUCAACUGGAAAGCCCCAGAUGCGAACGACCGCCUGAUGGGCGCUCUUCUCGCUGCCCACACAGAAUUCAAGCCCGACUACAACAAGAUCGCCAAAGUCUUCGGUCGCGGUGCAACCUACAACUCGGUCGAGGGCCAGUUUCGCAAAUACCGAGAAAUGGCCAAAAAGCUGGCCAGCGGCGCUCCCGACGGCGAAAGUACUCAGUCCAAGAGCAGCACUCCUCGCGUACCACGUACCCCACGCAGCAGCCAGACAAACGGCAUCACCAAAUCGACCGGCAGCGGAAAGCGCGGCGGAUCAGUUGUCAAGAAGGACAAGGUUUUGAAAUCGCCUACCAAGGCUGGCAAGUCCGGAAAGUCGGAAGCCCUGAUCAACGCGAUUCGUUUGAGCGACACCGAGUCCGACGGUGAUGCGAGAUCGAUCAAGAGCGAGACUGUCGUAUGCGAGGACAAGAUGGCGGGAGUCAAAGUAGAGCACGAAAAGAUGGGUGUGCCUGUGGACUUUGGCCCUGCUCUGACCUCGGGCAAUAGCCAGACCAACGGCUAUGUGCAGGCACAGGAGGAGGACGAUGAUGAUGAUGAUGAUGAUGUCUUUGGCCCGGAUGCCUGA
This is a messenger RNA of Talaromyces rugulosus, 615 nucleotides long. RefSeq lists its product as uncharacterized. NCBI's taxonomy places the organism in Eukaryota, Fungi, Ascomycota, Eurotiomycetes, Eurotiales, Trichocomaceae. The transcript has 2 exons. The record is from RefSeq and is a predicted model, not a curated record. Bases 1 to 615 code for a protein of 204 amino acids.